Messenger RNA from Gordionus sp. m RMFG-2023, 2069 nucleotides. RefSeq lists its product as uncharacterized. NCBI's taxonomy places the organism in Eukaryota, Metazoa, Nematomorpha, Gordioida, Chordodea, Parachordodidae. The record is from RefSeq and is a predicted model, not a curated record. Gene Ontology annotation, biological process: regulation of transcription by RNA polymerase II; positive regulation of gene expression. The transcript has 4 exons. Gene Ontology annotation, molecular function: transcription coregulator activity. Bases 72 to 1712 code for a protein of 546 amino acids. Gene Ontology annotation, cellular component: core mediator complex; mediator complex.
AAGAUUAGGGUCUAAUGAGAAGAGCUUAUGUAAUAAAGAAUAUUGAAUUCUUAAUAGAAUCAAUUGUUUAAAUGAACCUAGCGAAAAGUAACCCUGUUGAAAUUAAAAAUAAGUUACUACAAGCUUUUGAUGAACAGAACAAUAUCAUUGAUAUGGGGAUAGUUGUUGAAACAAUAUCACAAUUAGAAAAAACUUUGAUUACCCGGGAAGAUCUAGAGCAAACUAGAUUAGGAAAGUAUAUUAAUGAAAUUAGAAAAAAGUUAACAAUUCCUAGUGAUGGAAAAACAAAUAAUGCAAUAUUGAAUGACAUAGCUAAGAGAGCUAAAAAUUUGGUCAAAAAGUGGAGAGAUGAUCAUUUGAAAGCUAACAAACAUACUAAUCAUGAGCCAGAUAAUAAUAAUGAAACAAUACUAGGUGCUAACAAAACAAUUACUAAAAAUCAUGUAGUUGACUUAAUAAUUCCAAAAAGUACUCAACGUAUAAAUGGACAUAUUAAACUCAAUAUUAAUGAUGAAAUAACCAAAACUGCUAUGCUGCAAAAUAAAAAUAAUGAAUUUAUGUGUGAAAUGAAUAAAGAACAGAUCUACAUAAACCAUCCAUCACCUACAUCUAAGCUUAAAUGUGACACUUCUAUAACAAAUGGUCCUACACACACCUUGGUCCAAAAAAGCAAUGGCUACCAUCCAGAUGAACAUCGCCAACCAAAAAUUUUGCUAAAAAUUAAGAAGAAAAUUAGGCAGGAUCCCUUAGGUUCUUCAUUUAAAGGUGCAAUUGCUUCUACAUCACUCACUCAUAACCCUAUAGUAAAAUCAAGAAAACUAAAAACAACUGUUGAGUUAAUGGCAGAAAUAAGGGCAAAAUCUGAAAUUCUUAAAGACAUUCCUAUAUCACCUUUUGUUUCAACUUCCGCAAUAAUUGCCAAUAAAUUUUCUAAUCAAAUCAAUGAAUCCGUAUCCGGUGGAUAUUAUAAUAACUCACUCGAUAACCGAUUAAAUACCGUCAAAGCGCACACCGCAAUUCAAUCGUUUACGAAAGACGGGAAACUCGAUUAUACAAUCGGAAAUUCCCAGCCCGUCGUUCACAAAAAGAAACGAGGCAGACAUAAAAAAAUUAAACCGUUACCCGAUGUCGAUUUCCUUGAUAAAGGUAUUAACGAGAACUAUUCUUACGACAAAAAAUAUAAUUGCUCAACCACAAAUCUGUCUAAGACUACUUCACCUAUCACUAUCGUCACCACAAAUGACCCCUUCACGCAAUCGUCGACUUCGCCCCAUACGCAACAUUCUUUUAUGGUUCAAAGAAUAGAGACUGAUUCUGUUCACGAUCAUUUAAGGAAUAUGAAAACCUUCGAGUCCGAAAAAAUCUUAGCCGAAGAAACUGUUGUGUCAGAUGCAGCAGUGGUUAUACAACCCCAUGUUAUCCCUAUUCCACGAAGCCCCGGCCAAGAGUUCGUCGAUUUUUACAAUGGAUUAUUUGGUACAGCGGCUCCCCCCGAUUACUCGAACGACAAUGACCAAUCUUUAAAAUCGAUCAUUCAACGUGACAUGAAUAAAAACGAAACGCUCCUUGAAUCUCUUUUCGAUCAUUAUAAUGAUCAUUCGAUGGACGUUGAUGAACCACAGAUUCUUCGAGAUUACAAAGAACCUCACAUGAUACCAUCUGUCGAAGACGAAAAACUUCUCGUUAUGCCUUACAUAGAUCUAAGUGAUUAAGAUGAUUUCUUCUUAAAUCAGAUCACAAAUCCUCGAUUCUUUCAGUUCAGCGCCGUGAUUCAAUUUUAUAAUUAUUAGAAAAGCAUUUAUGCUGUUCCCGGAUUCAUUUAAUUUUAAAGAGUAAUUUUUGCAACAACUCGGUGGCCCGCUUUUGUAUUCAAACGAAUUAAUUAAUAAAAAAAUCAGUCGAAAUCUAGAAAUUAGAUAAUUAUAAAAUAUUUAUUUUUGAAUUUAGGGAUAUUGAUUUUCGAUUAUUGAUAAUUAAUUAUAUAAUAAUAAUCAUUUAUAAACCAAAUAUAUUAUUUUUUUCUUCUAAUUCAUAUUAUGAUAAUCGCUACUAAAAAAAAUAAAGUCCAA